Molecule: messenger RNA, 1359 nt
Organism: Brugia malayi
Lineage: Eukaryota; Metazoa; Nematoda; Chromadorea; Rhabditida; Onchocercidae
Exons: 11
Coding region: 1-1359 (452 amino acids)
Biological process (GO): proteasome-mediated ubiquitin-dependent protein catabolic process; protein polyubiquitination; transcription-coupled nucleotide-excision repair
Cellular component (GO): Cul4A-RING E3 ubiquitin ligase complex; nucleotide-excision repair complex
Molecular function (GO): protein binding
Source: RefSeq, a predicted model, not a curated record
AUGAUCUCCAGCAAGCAUCGUCGGAAGAAACACUUGCCACGAAUGCUUUCAACUCCAUUUGAUCUCAAGACUCAUAAUAGUGUCAUUGCGCAAAAUGGCAAAAUUUCAUUACGACAUAACGAAAACAUUCCCGGUUCAAGUCUUUCGCCACGUUAUUUCUUAUGGCACAAUGUAAUGGGUAAAAGUGCUCGACCAGGUUUACUUAGAUGCGACCUUCAACGACACGUAAUUGAAAAAAGAAUGAAAUACUUGAGGAUCAGCUGGCGACAACAAAUACCGUUUACUUCAUCGUUAGCAUCAGGAGUGCAUAGCAUGGAUAUGGAUCCCGUUGAUAAUCGAUACUUGUUAUGUGGUGCAGCUCGUGGUGAAAUAUCAAUCGUGGAUUUGGAAAGGCCGUUCCCAACCGAUAGUCGGAGUCCGGUAGAACAUACGGUUACUCCGUGCCGCGCAGCAUGUUUGCAUGGAUCUUUGAUAACGUGCUGUCAGUGGUAUCCGCAGGACACGAGCACAUUUAUAUCUUCGGAUAGAGUUGGGAAACUGUGGGACGCUAAUAAAGCUGAAGUCAUAGAUGAAUAUUUCUUCGAUAAUGAAAUAACAGAAAUGCACUGGUGUAAUGCUUUCAUACGAAAUCCACUUAUAGCUGUGGCAAAUCUAACCUCGAAUAUUAUUCUUAUAGACCCCAGAGUUGGUGAUUCUUCACAUAAUUUGAGAUGGCCAGAGGAGCGGGUUUCAUCGGUGAGAUGGUCUUUAGAGAAUGGAAAUAUUUUAACUAGCGGUUCUGUUCGUGGAAACAUUACGGUUUGGGAUGUCAGAAGUGCGAGGAGCCAAUUAAUGACUGUGACACCUUCUAAUCGAUUUUCGUGUCAUUGUAAAGAUUCUGGUGCUGAAUGUAUUAGUGGUUUGAGAUUUUCAAACGAUGGCUUAUACCUUGUUUCAUUGUCACUGAAUCACACUUUCACCGUCUGGAGAGCUCAUACAAUGGAAAUAAUCAACCAUGUUUGGUUACCUCAAGAAUAUACUACCAAAAUCGCUCCAUCUAUUCGUUUCGAUAUAUGUUCGGAUGAUGGAGUCUUACGUACUUGCACGCCUGUGGGUAACGAAGUACUCAUUUUAACUCUAGACAAGAGGGAUCAAGAAAACUUUCGCGUCCUUCUUGUGGGUCAUUUUCAACAAGUCAACGCAUGCGUAUAUCGCCAAAAGUAUAAUCAGGUUAUCAGUUCGGGAAAUGAUCGUAUGAUACAUAUCUGGAGUCCAGACAUGGACGAACAGCUCCCAGACCAACAGUCAGAAAAAAUCUCGAGAUUGCAAGAAGAUCGCUGGAGCGAUGAAGAAGGAACACCAGGAUCCAGUCAUAUGUAA